UUAACCCUCACUCAUCCUUUUUCUUCAUACAAUUGCUACUGUUGGGUGAAAAUUCUUGCUCGUGACACAGGAGUAUGCAACUUGUGCAAUGGGUGUGUGAAGUUCGUUCGUGAUAACGAUCGAAAUAAGACAAUUAGAUAUGAAUCUCUUCAGAGUGAAGCGGGUAAAUUGUUACUCAGGAGAUCAGGAAAAGCUCCUGAUGAUAUCUCAAGUGUUGUACUUGUUGAAAAGGAAAGAUCCUUCAUAAAGUCAGAAGCCGUGCUGAAGAUAAUGGAAUAUAUAGACUUACCCUUUCCACAGCUUGCAAUUCUUCUUCAAUUUGUGCCUCUGUUUAUCAGAGAUUUUGUUUAUGACAAUGUUGCAAACAAUCGUUACCAAAUUUUUGGUCGUUCAGAAUCAUGUGAAAUAUAGCAUCAUCCUGGCAUGAGUACUGGAGAUAACAGUAAUGUGCUAAGUUCAAAAACUGGGGUUCUUUAUAGUCGAAGUCAUAUCAUGUUCUCAAAUAUUUUGAAGAUUCUGUGUACUACUGUAUAAGGGCUGUACCUUAUCGUUUUAUUUGAUAGACUCAUAGAAGCAGAGGACAUCACCAAGUCAUAAUAAUAUUUUCUGUCCCAAAUGAUUUUGCAA
This is a messenger RNA of Glycine soja, 627 nucleotides long. Its product is annotated as DCC family protein At1g52590, chloroplastic-like. The record is from RefSeq and is a predicted model, not a curated record. Lineage: Eukaryota; Viridiplantae; Streptophyta; Magnoliopsida; Fabales; Fabaceae. The transcript is spliced from 4 exons. The annotation marks the transcript as partial. Gene Ontology annotation, molecular function: protein-disulfide reductase activity.